AUAGUGAUUAGUGACUAAAUACAAGAAAUGCGUAAUGCAGUCAAAAAACAAAAUAAAAAUGUUAUAAUAGAUAUUAGAGAAUUCUUCAAAUAGGUUUAUUUGACCAACUCGACAUGCCUUGUGAUUUGAUUUUUACCUAAUUGUACAUUUAAAAAAAUAUAAAAAGAUAAUUUGCCAAGAACAUUUGACCUCGGAUUUAAUGCCUAUAAUAUAUAGUAAUUAAAUAUAAUUAUUUACUCUUAUUUUAUAAGAAAUGCUGAAUUGAUGGCAGUAUACUAUGUUGAUAGUUCUUAAUGAUCAUAUUAUACUUAGCAAUAAUUUCAUUCUUAAAUUCAAUCCUUUAUGUUCUUUAUAAUAACUGUAAAAUGAGAUAUUGGAAAGUCUUUAAAAAUAUUUUUGUAAUGGGUUUUAUAGUAAGUGUUAUGUGGCUUAUGUUUUCAUGGAGCAGUAUGGAGUUUAUCAGAUAUGCAUCAAUGGAUCCUAGAAGUAUUCCAAUAACUGUUAAAAAUAAAUUAUGUCAUGUGAAUAACAAUGAUGAAAGAGUGUUUUUAAAUAAUAGUUCAGAUUUAAAGAUGAUAUACUAUGUAACACCAACUUACCCAAGACCAGAACAAGUGCCAGAGUUGACAAGACUUGCUCAUACCUUGAUGCAUGUACCAAAAAUUCAUUGGAUAGUAGCAGAUGAUCAAUCAUUAUGUUCAAAAGAUGUUGCUGAUAUUCUUAGACGUACUGGCCUGCCAUACACACACAUAUCUAGUCCUAAGCCAUACAUAUAUAAAGGAACAAACUUCCCUCGUGGAGUUGCAAAUCGACGAGCAGCACUCUCCUGGCUUCAAGAAAAUGCUGUUGAAGGAGUUCUUUACUUUGGAGAUGAUGAUAAUACUAUUGAUUUGCAAUUAUUUGAUGAAAUCAGACUUACUAAAAAAGUAUCCAUGUUUCCUGUAGGCCUGAUAGGAGAUUAUGGUGUUUCUUCACCCAUUGUCAAGGAUGGAAAGGUGGUGGGGUUUUUUGAUUCAUGGCCUGGUUCAAGAAUGUUUGCAGUAGAUAUGGCUGGGUUUGCUGUGAACAUUGAGUUUCUAAAGCCCUCUGCUAACAUGCCAUACAUUGCCGGCCAUGAAGAGGACAGAUUUUUGGUUAGUUUAGGCUUAAAAUUGGAAGACAUUGAACCUCUUGCUGCUAAUUGCUCGAAAGUACUUGUCUGGCAUACAAAGACAGUUAAAUAUAAAAAGCCAACAUUACGUGUUGAUAUUAAGAAGUUAGAGGAUGUUACUGCUUAUAAAUAUUUUGUUAAUCUUCUUAAAGAAACUAGUAGGCUAGGUAUGGCAAGCAUAAGUAAUAGCAAUGGCACUAAGCCGUACAUAACAAGAAAUAGGAAGUCCUAUGAAACUGUAGCUGAAUUACACUAAUUUACUGACUAAACUAUAGAUUGUUUAAUGUCUAUAUAAAAAAAAGUUCCUUGCUUUAUUAUAAUGUAGCUUAUUCUGAUAUUUAACUAUAAAUGUUUACGCUGUUUUGCCGUAUAUACUAUGUGAAGAAUAUUGUUUUAGAGUUAACCCGUUAUCUAAAAAUCCUCAUGUAGCUCUUGACUGUGCUCAGUUUUCGGCCACUUAAUAAGUGA
Pieris napi is the source of this 1618-nucleotide messenger RNA. RefSeq names its product galactosylgalactosylxylosylprotein 3-beta-glucuronosyltransferase S-like. Gene Ontology annotation, biological process: carbohydrate metabolic process; chondroitin sulfate proteoglycan biosynthetic process. Gene Ontology annotation, molecular function: galactosylgalactosylxylosylprotein 3-beta-glucuronosyltransferase activity. The record is from RefSeq and is a predicted model, not a curated record. The transcript is spliced from 4 exons. Lineage: Eukaryota; Metazoa; Arthropoda; Insecta; Lepidoptera; Pieridae. Gene Ontology annotation, cellular component: Golgi membrane. Bases 294 to 1406 code for a protein of 370 amino acids.